AUGGCGCGCAUCUCUAUCUUCGGACUCGUGGCCUUCGCGUCGUGGGCAUCGGCGCUCACAUACAAAGGCGCCGACAUCUCCUCCGUGCCCGAAGUUGAGGCUGCGGGUAUCACCUAUACCGACAGUGGAUCGGCCAAGGCGUUCGAGAAGAUCAUCGUCGACCAUGGAGCGAACACGGCUCGGGUGCGGGUGUGGACUUCGGGGACCUACGACACGGACUUUGCUAUCGCGAUGGGCAAGCGCGUCAAGGCUGCGGGCAUGACUCUUAUCGUGGAUCUCCACUAUAGCGACACCUGGGCCGACUCUGGCCACCAGGCGAUUCCCUCUGGCUGGCCUACGGACCUGGACGGGCUCAACACUGAGAUAUACACUUAUACUCAGAGCAUCGUCUCCCAAUUCGACUCUGCAGGCGCCACAAUCGACAUCCUCCAAGUCGGCAACGAGAUCAACGACGGCCUGCUCUGGCCCGUCGGCCGCCUCUCCACCGAAGGCUUCAGCCCCGCCUCCCAACUCAUCAACUCCGCCAUCUCCGGCGCCAAAUCCGUCUCCUCGCCCAAAAUCCUCAUCCACCUCGCGAACGGCUGGGACUGGUCCGACCUCGAAUGGUUCUUCACCGGCAUCUUCAUCUCCGGCGCAUUCGAAGCCUCGUCGCUCGACAUCGCCGGCGUCUCGUUCUACCCGUUCUACGGGACGGACGCGACGCUUGCCGCGCUCAAGAGCUCGCUGACGAAUUUGGCGAACUUGAUCGGGAAGGAGAUUAUCGUUGCGGAGACGGACUGGCCGGUGACUUGUUCGGGCGUGACGCUGUCAGAGUCGGUCGCUGUGUCGGCGGCGGGACAGGUUACGUGGAUCGAGGAUAUCACGAGCGUGCUGGAUAGCUUGCCGAAUGAGCGUGGGCAGGGUAUUCUGUACUGGGAGCCCGGAUGGAUCGGGAACGCCGCACUUGGGUCGGGCUGUUCUGACAACCUUCUAGUCUCCGGUACCGGUGCAACGCGGUCGUCUAUCGGGAUGUUUGUUGACAUGUAG
Messenger RNA from Peniophora sp. CBMAI 1063, 1026 nucleotides. The record is from the annotation of a GenBank genome assembly. Lineage: Eukaryota; Fungi; Basidiomycota; Agaricomycetes; Russulales; Peniophoraceae.